Molecule: messenger RNA, 5032 nt
Organism: Toxoplasma gondii ME49
Lineage: Eukaryota; Apicomplexa; Conoidasida; Eucoccidiorida; Sarcocystidae
Product: RNA recognition motif-containing protein
Exons: 7
Coding region: 575-3946 (1123 amino acids)
Cellular component (GO): cytosol
Molecular function (GO): mRNA binding
Source: RefSeq, a predicted model, not a curated record
GACAUCUGUUUUCUCUCUUCUCGCUCUCUCUCCUACAGAGGAGGUUCUGUUCUUCGACUUUUGAUUCCGCUCCUUCCGUGCUGCUUUCGUCUGGACGUAAAGUUCUUUUCUCCUUGCAUCUGCAGUUCGUCAACGCGCGAGAGUGUCGUCCCUUUUUCUCUCUGCAUUUCUUUCUUCCCCCCCUCUAGUCUCGCCCUGUGUUUUUCGCCUGUAUGUCUUCCGUUUCUUCUCUGGCUCUGUGGAGCUCGAUGUUCUUCCAACGAAUAGCCGCAUGCAGCUCUUGUGGAACGGAGGUUCAGUCUUCCCUGUCGUUUGAGGAGGUUGUCGGGCGUUUUCUGGGGACCCAAGCGCUUUGUCUCCUCGCGUUCCCGAACUUCUGAGCACAUUCGCAGGCGUUCUGUUUUCCGCGGUAUUCGGCCCUCGGUGUACAGACACCCGGGAAUUUCCUCGACUCCUCGCGUCUGCGGAAGAGGCCGGAGAGAGGGAGACGAGGACGGGAGGACAAAGGAGACAUCCACGGCGAGGAUCACAAGAGAAAAACUCCUCAGACUCUUUCUUACGUUUCAUCGCGAAAAUGCGAGAGGGAAGGACUUCACGGAGCCUAGAAGGUUCCUACGACGAGCGGCCUCUAGAUCGACCUCGACAGAAAAAAGUUUUCAUUGGGAACCUACCGGUUGACGUCACAGACGCAGAUCUCCGCCCCGUGCUCGAGAAGGCCGGUCCGGUUCGGUCUCUCCAGAUUCGAAGUUCGAGAGCAACGGGCGGCGGGAGACCCAGAAGUCUCUUCGCUCAUGUGGAGUUCGAGAGCGAACAGGCUUGCGAGGCUCUUUUCUCCGUUCUCGAUUAUCGCGUUUUCAAAGGCCGAACGCUGCGGGUGGAGUGGUGCGACGACAAGCAGCGGCAGAAGCAGAGAGGGGAAGCUGCUGGGAAACGAGGACGCAGCGCAGCUUUUCCUUCUGCCUCGGUGGAGAGAGAACAGCCUCUGGAAUUCGCGGACGCAACCUCAGAGCCUCAGCGACCCCCUUCCCUGGGGCGCGGGGGGCCAGGCGCGCCCUCUGCCGCCUCGGACCGACGAUUUGGAGCCCAGAGCAGCCGAGGGCGCCCGAGCGGCCCCGAUGAAGAAGAGACGCAUGCGGCGGAGCCACACGGUUCGGACGAGGGACAUUUUCGCCUCAGUGGACUAAAAGUAUUUGCUCCCGAUGGAACUAUCACACAAGGAGCUCUAGAGGUUGCGUCAAAGCUAACGCGAGGAGACCUUAGAGCGAUUCUCGAGGAAAUCCAGAGUCUCAGUGCGCAGAUGCCUGCCACUGCUCGCAAGGCCCUCAGCGCAAAUCCGCUCCUCUGCCACGGUCUCCUCCACGCUCAACUCGCUUUGCACAUGACUCCCGGUGAAGCUCUCAACUUGGAACCGUUGUCCCCGGCACAGCAGGAAACAGCUCGGAAGAUCCUCAUCGACAGGCUGUCGCUCGAGCUUCGGCUCUGCGGGGGGAGAUCCCCUGCGUCUCUCGCUUCUUCUCUGUGCCUCGACGCCUCUUUCUUGCCUCCCGAGUCCUCCUCAGAAACUGUUGCUGCUGACUUGUCUCCUGAUCAAACGCCCCUUCAAGAAUCCGGCUACAGUGGUGGCGGCCAGCUCCAGCGCGUGUGUGGGGCGUCUCCUUCUAGUGGCGUCGCGCCUGUCUCCGAAGACAGCAGGCCCACACAGGCCCCGUCGCGCUCUGCGCCCGCGCGUGGGCCCCAGGCGCCUCCUGUCUCGGCUGGAUCCUCGGGAGGUCUGUCAUCCUCCUUGGCCUGCACGGAGUCAGCUGUCUCCAGCCGAGCUGAUCCCUCUGUCCCCUCUCCGGCCGUCUCUGUUGUCCCCUCUCUGGCUGUCCCCUCCGUGUCCGCCCAGGGCGUCUCCUCCGUCUCCUCCGAGGAUGUCUCCUCCGUCUCCUCCCAGGAAGUCUCCUCUGUCUCCUCGCCAGUUGCUUCUGCUGUCUCCGGAGCUUCGUUUCGGGCUCCCCCGGGGUCGCCUGACAGGGGGAUCGGGCCUAAACGGGCAGACGCCGGGGCGGCUCCUGACGCGCUUCCGACACAGCCGCAGGAGGCUCAGUUGCGCCAGCCGUUGGCCGAAGGCUUUCCUGCUGUUUCUGUGUCUCCUGGCGAGCCGUCGCCCAUUCGGCGGCCCCCUACCACAGAGGCGAGCGGCGCGGGUGAAGGCGACAAGACCCCCCAAGAGAGUGGUGGAGACACGAAAGGAGACACCGAGCAAGGCGUGACAAGACCCAGUGUGUCUCCACACAAUGUAGAGGCCAAGGCCAGCGAAGAGAAGCGCGAGACUAGUCAAGGCAGUGGACGAGCUCCCCCCCCAUCGACAGGUGCGAGUCUGCUCACCUCUGGUUCAAGUCCCACUGUGGCUUCGCCCCGUUGGCCCUCUACAAAGAGUGGAGACACCCCGCCUAUCGCGUCCACACCUCUUGGGGGGGCCGCCUCUGUUUGCUCCAGCGCUCCGCCGCUCCUCCCCACUCCGCAGCUUCCGCCUGCCUUUCCUUUGGCUCGGAAUGGGCGAGAAGCAGCGUUUGAGUCCUCGAGACUCCUGUCUGGCUUUCCCUCCGUCCCGGCCCCUGCCAGAGGCGUGUGUCUCUCCGUUGGAGCCACAAGUCGCGUUCCAGCGCCGGCACCCUUCGCCGGCGCCGGCGAGCUGCCGGGGAAGGCUCUUUCCACGCAGACGGUUCCGGAACUCGAGGAUCGCAGCAAGCCGCUGCUCGCAAAUCCUCCUGGAUUUCCCCUGAGGCCUCCUCGCCCUGCAGGUGCUUCCCAGCCCCCCGGAGCCUUCCCGACACGAGCGCCGCCUCCCGCGCGUGCAGGCGCCGCGGCGUUUCAUAACUUCUCUCCUGUGACUCCCGGAAGAGAGUCGUCGACUCCGCCGACUUCGACUCGGCCUGAUUUCGCGAGUGCUGAGGAAGCGUCAAGGGGGCUAAGCCAGAACUAUGUGGAGAGAGCAAAUGUCGACGGAGGCGGUGUGGCCGGCGGGGCGGCUCGAGGUCCUCACCACACACCAGAGGGAACUGUCAAACUUCCAGGCGACCUUUGGGCGUCUCCAGUGUCUCCCGGUUCUUCGUUUGGAGCCGCGAGACCUCAAGCGUCCCAGCAGCCGCUCGCGAGUACGGUCAGAGGCACUUCUUUGCCAGCAGGGGGGGGUAUGUCCGUUGCUUCUCCGCAGGACGACGCCGGUUGUUCGCAGCACCUCAAGAGAAGAAGAACAGAGGCGCCUGCAGGUCCUCAGACACAGACGACCGGCAUCAAGGAAGCCCCGCUGACUUCUCGCAGCGGAGCGCUCUUUGGAGUUGCUUCCUCUGUGCUUGCUUCACCGGCUACGCGUGGAACUUCAGGUCCGGUCGGCGCCGCGGGGCCAAGUGCGCAUCUCGGCGCGGGGGCUUCUCCUCAGGUCCCUCAAAAGUCGCGAAGACUCUCAGGAACGUCUUCGGAUUCUCUCCCUUCUUUCUCAAGCUCUCUCGGCGCAGCGGCAUGCACAGCUGUAGCUGGGGAAGCUGGAAGAAGCGCACACCCACAGGGCGCGCCGGGGGUCUCUCUCCAGCGUCAAGGCCUGCCUCCGGUCGCCGGGGGGCCUGCCGCGGGAGGUGAAUCGCGUCGGCUUCAAUCUGUCUCUUCGCCGCAAGUGCUACAGCAAUCGGCGCCCGCGGCGGUGCCUCAACGGUCCAUUUCAGCCGUAGGUGGAGACAGCGAUGUGCCAAACAACCCCGUCGCGGCGGUUCUCGCUCUCGAAGCUGCUGUCGAGGAAGCCGCUCCUGCCCUCGUCGACGAGGUCAUGCGAGUGCCGACAAUGCUCAGAAACAUCUUGACAGCGCCUGCCCUGCAGAUGCUCCAGUGGGGUGAGGCGGAGCGGCGUCAGGUCCUUUCGAUUCGCAAGGCUCUGAGAAAGCGAGGCUGCGUCGUGCUGGAUUUGUGAGAGAAGCGGAGAUUUUUCGAGGAGCUCUCUGGGGCUCUGAAGCACUGACACCGCGCCGGCAGGGAGGCAAACAGCUCCUCCCAACUUCUCAGUAUUUUCAGCAUGAGAAAAGUGGACAAGAACCAAGACAUAUCGCAGAAGGUGUAGCAUUGAAUGAACGGCAUUGAACUGAAGAUGUUGAAUUGGACGGUCGACGUUUGUCCGGAAGCAGGCCCUGCGCUGGAAGGAGGCCGCGGGAACAGCUGCAAUCCUCAGAGACCGUCUCGGUUUUCCGAUCGGUCUCUUUGUUGCCUCUUUGCUUUCGGUGUCCGUUCGAGGGUUGCCUGUACCUUUCAAAAAAUGGUUCGCCGUCUCAGCGUGUGUCUGCCCGACGCCUUCGUUUUUUUUCGCCGUUGCUCCUUGUCUCCCCACUCUUCCUUUUGUGCAGACAUCGGCCGACACACAGUGCUUUCUUGCUCUCAGCGCUCGUUCUUGGACCCUCCAAUAGGCAUUUGUACAGCCGGGUAUGCAGUCGACUAGGGCGUCGCCGGCUAAUCGCGUAGAACCUUCUUCCCGUGCUCGGGGGCUUCUGCCGACAGCGAACGCCCCCUCGUUUCUCUGCCGCUCGUGUCUAUGAGAGUUUGCUUCGGUGUCGACUUGGAAGUCGAGACAGUCUCGGGUGUGGUUCAUUCUGUUUCAUUUUGAUGUUCUCUGAUGCUUCUGAAGUGCCAAGCUGGCUGCUCUGCACACCCUCUGAGGGAAGUUGUGGUUCUUUGGUUUGUGAGAUGGCAGCUUGCUUCCACCCGUAGCUGCCAGGCGAAGCGUAAAUGGUUUCCGAGACGUCUGGCGCUCUCUUUCAAGCGGCGGCAUCAGCUGCGUGACAACACUCGGGCGCGAGACAGGCGCUUCACCUUCUGCUUCGGCCUCUGGACUUUUCGAUUUUGCUUCGCUGUCUCUGGCAGCAGUCUCUGUUUGUUCUGCGUUGUGACUCCUGUGUGUCUCGCGAAGAGAGACACAGGCAUGUGACGGCUGCAGACAUCUGGAAACUGGCGCGCACUGUGUGAUGUCUCCACGCCGAUCACGGCUUGUUCAUAGGAGCCGCCUGGG